Molecule: messenger RNA, 6157 nt
Organism: Centrocercus urophasianus (Greater sage-grouse)
Lineage: Eukaryota; Metazoa; Chordata; Aves; Galliformes; Phasianidae
Gene: CAMTA1
Product: calmodulin binding transcription activator 1
Exons: 12
Coding region: 70-2196 (708 amino acids)
Biological process (GO): regulation of transcription by RNA polymerase II
Cellular component (GO): nucleus
Molecular function (GO): double-stranded DNA binding; protein binding; transcription coregulator activity
Source: RefSeq, a predicted model, not a curated record
GCCCCGCCGCCGGGCGCGGGCUGCAGCCGCCGCCGAUGCCUUUGUAGGCGCCCAGAUAACCAGUUCAGGAUGUCGAUACUGGAGCGCCUUGAGCAGAUGGAGAGGAGAAUGGCGGAAAUGACGGGCUCCCAGCAGCACAAGCAAGGAGUAGGAGGCGGGAGCAAUGGGAGUGGGAAUGGAGGAACACAGGUGCAGUGCGUUUCUGGGACUGGAACCUUGGGCAGCUGCUUUGAGAGCCGCGUGGUGGUGGUGUGUGAGAAGAUGAUGAGUCGUGCUUGCUGGGCAAAGUCCAAACACUUGAUCCAUUCAAAGACUUUCCGAGGAAUGACGCUGCUCCACCUAGCUGCUGCCCAGGGCUACGCUACGCUGAUCCAGACCCUCAUCAAAUGGCGCACCAAACACGCAGACAGCAUUGAUCUGGAGCUGGAAGUUGACCCUUUGAAUGUGGAUCAUUUCUCCUGCACCCCCCUGAUGUGGGCAUGUGCCCUGGGCCACAUGGAUGCAGCUGUUGUGCUGUAUAAGUGGGACCGCCGAGCCAUCUCUAUUCCUGACUCCCUUGGGAGGCUGCCGCUGGCAAUUGCCCGCUCUCGGGGCCACGUGAAGCUGGCAGAAUGCUUGGAGCAGCUGCAGCGUGAUGAGCAAACUCAGCUUGGACAGAACCCCAGAAUUCAGUGCCCCUCGAGCACCGACUCCAGCACAGAAAGCUGGGUGUCCCAGUGGCACAGUGAGCUUAUUGCCUCUCAAGAGCCUCAGAAGGGAGUCACUGUGAUUUCCAGUACCAACACGGAGCUGAGACGACCAAGAUCAGAACCUUCCAGUUACUACAGUAGUGAGACUCAGAAAGAUUACCCUGCACCCAAAAAACAUAAGCUGAGCCCUGAAUAUUUUCAAGCCCGGCAAGAGAAGCUGCUUUCCACUGCACUGAGCCUGGAACAGCCAAGUGUCAGGAAGCAGAACUCCAGCUCCAAGCAGUCCACCACUGAGACAAUCAGCCCCAGUGAAGGGAUAAGGGACUAUGGCCGGGAGCUCUCCCAGCACAUCCCAGAAGCAGCUGGAUACCGGGGUUCUGGCAGCCAAGCGGGCAUCAAAUGGAACCCAAAAGACAUUUAUAUUGGUGUGUCUGCAGUGCAGUUGGUGGGGAGCCAGAAGAGCGCUGCGCUGGGGAAGGACGCUGUGGGCCAUCGGCUACGCCAGCGAGAGCAGAUGAAUGUGCUGAUGUUGGCUGACAGGGAGUUGGUGGAUGCAGAGCUCUUGUCCUAUAGGGACAGUGUAGGGGAUGAGGACUGCUUACGCCACAUGGAUGACUUGCAGGUGAACAUGAUGACACUUGCAGAGCACAUUAUUGAAGCUACGCCUGACAGGAUCAAGCGGGAGAAUUUUGUGCCAAUGGAGUCACCGCAGGUGGAGAGAGCAGAGAGUGCUGCCAUGAGCACCACGAUGAGCUGGCUGGCCAGUUACCUUGCUGAUGUCGAUCAUCUGCCGAGUGCUGCACAGAUAAGAAAUCUGUAUAGUGAACCCUUGACCCCUUCUUCAAACACCAGCUUGAGCCCUGCAGGCUCACCCGUCAGUGAAAUAGCUUUUGAGAAACCCAGCCUUCCUUCGGCAGCAGACUGGUCUGAAUUUCUGAGUGCAUCCACCAGCGAGAAGGUAGAAAAUGAGUUUGCACAGUUAACUCUGUCUGAUCAUGAGCAGAGAGAGCUCUAUGAAGCUGCCAAACUCGUCCAGACAGUCUUCAGGAAAUAUAAGGGUCGUCCACUCCGGGAACAGCAAGAGGUGGCUGCUGCUGUCAUUCAGCGUUGCUACCGAAAAUACAAACAGUAUGCACUUUAUAAAAAGAUGACGCAAGCUGCCAUUCUUAUCCAGAGCAAAUUCCGAAGCUAUUAUGAGCAGAAGAAAUUCCAGCAGAGCCGACGGGCCGCGAUGCUGAUCCAGCAGUACUACCGCAGCUACAAAGAAUGUGGGAAGAGGAGGCAGAACCGUCGGACGGCCACCAUUGUGCAGCAGAAACUCAGAAGCAGUCUGCUUACCAAGAAGCAGGACCAAGCUGCUCGCAAGAUUAUGCGGUUUUUACGACGCUGCCGCCACAGGCUAUUUCAGCUCUCAGAGCAACAGGUAACUUGCCGGAAAAGACUUCCCUGGCUCCUGCACCCUGUGCGUUACACCGAUCUUCAGCAUUGCCAGAACUUACUGCUGUAAAACUCACAGAUUCAUUAAACAUUUCCCUGGCUGGGCAUUAUGGAGUCAGUUUGAUGAAGCAGCUUUGUGUUACGCUUUACCCAUGAAGCCAUUGUUUGCUGUAAUUCUUUGUAAGUAGGCCUAAUUCAUCUGCUGACGCACUCCCAUAUGAGACUCGGGAGGGCACGUGGGGAGAGAAGCUGCUGCUCGCUUCUGGGGCUGCUUUCCACAUUGCUUCAGCACGUAAUGAUGCAACGUCCUUGUGGUGCCCGAGGAAGUCCCACUGCUCAGAGGGCAGAGGCUUGGUCUGACAGAGCUGUGUGGAGUGGGACAUAGCUCUCCAGUGUUGAGCUCAGAGGUGAAAUCAUCUUCUUGUCCCCUCUCGUGUGUCAGCGCCAUGGCUGUGAUUCGGACCCCUUAGCAGUCACCCUCUCUAUUGCACGUGCUUUUUUCUGUCCAUCUGCUCUUCAGCGAUUGCUGAGGGAAUGACUUUGUACUUCAGAGAUGCUUACAUCUAGAGAAAGUUUGUUUGAGGAGGUUUUUGCUGACUGCUUCCUCACUGCAAAAACGAAAGUGCAGUCCUUGUAAUUCUGUGCAUGGUUCUAGUGGCUAUUGAAGUGAGGUGGUACUUCUUGUUGGGGACAGCCGCAGCCCGGUGCCCUUUCUGGUGUGCUCUGGCUUGCACUUGAACUCACCACCAGUCCUCGUGCAACAGGAGGUGCUUUAGAAGAGAUCCAAACUGGUGCCUAUGAACGUCUGCUGAGAUCUGUAUGCCAUCUGUCAGCACGUGGCCUGCUGGUAUGAUGUGCUCUCAGCUCUCUCACUUUCCUGUUAUUAAAACAAACACAAAGUUUCACAAUUAGUCUGCCAAACAAGGCUGAAAUGUCUUCUCUGAGAACAUUCUUCUUUUCUGCAGUAGUCUGCACUGUUCUGUAAAAUCUAUUAGUGUGCUUUCCCUUGGAGUACUUUAUUAAUGCUUGUAACUCCAAGUCCUACACUUUGGCCUUGUUCCUUUAUCUGAAUUUUGAGAGUACAGAUACAGGAGGCAAGGUAGAUUGCCUUCCAACAUGCAGGCAGUGCUAUGCUGCUCACUUAAAAGCUGUCCUAACAGCACUUCAUCAGUGUAUUUUUAUUUUUAAGGGUCCUGCCUUGUCCAGAGCUAUUUCCCCUGUCAAGUUUUAACUGCACUUGAAAAUGCAGGAGGUUUAUUAUGCAGAGGAUUAACAAAGAGGAGAUGCUAACCCCAGGCUCAUGUUGACACUUGAUACUGCAGUAACAAAAUCAAAGCGAAGAUCUGAGUAAAGAACUACUUUAAGUUCCACUCUCGCUGUGCUAUGCUGCAGUUUCUCAGCAGAGCAGCACUGCCUCAAACCUGCAGCCAGAAGAGGGGAGAGCAACUCAGGGCAUCCCUGGAUCUUACUCCGCAGAGUGAGGAGGAGGGAACACCAGCCACAGGCUGCAGGUCUUCCUGCAUGCUGCUGGUGCAGUGGGGAAAUAAAGGACUCCUGGUACCUAUCUGCACUCCCAUUAGAGCCCAAUUCUGUUUACUGCACACAGAGGUUAGUUUAAUUAAAAACAGAUGUAGUAGCUUAAUAAGUUGGGAUGGUCAUCAUCCUGAAGUUUAUAAAUGCGGUGGAAUUCAUAGAUUCUUUCAAGCCAUUUUAUACUGGGCUGCAUCUGUCAGUGGUGGUACACGUGACAAAUUUUCAAAGGCUGUAACUGCACGGUAGGGAAAUUCAAUACUAGUAUGUGAGUGGGUUUUUAAGCAAUAAUUAUUGCACUUGCAGAAUUUUUAUCAGCCUGAAAAUCUGUAAAUCAACGUAAAACACAUUUAACCAAGGAAAGCGUUGUAUGUUUCUCAACAGAUCUGUGCUAGUGCAAAUGUUGAGUGUAAUGGUAACUUGUAAUACAGUAACUAGUAAUAUAGUAUAGCUAUAAUAACUCGCCUUGGCAUGUAUGUUCCAGUUAAAUAGAUCCAGUAGGUCUGCACCAGUACAGAUAUUGCAUGCUGUAGGUUAAAGUUUGCAGCAAAGCAUGUCUUGCAUUCUUCCUGCAAAAAUGCUUUGUUAGCGUAGACUUUGCAUGUUGAAGUGCUAAAGUGAGGUGUAGCAUGUCUCAAUGAAAGAGCCACUAGCUUAAAUAAUGUGCAUGUUCUCAGUAAGAGAUCUACAAUAACUGCUUAAUUUUACAUUGCAGUACUGAAGUGCAACAGAAAACACUUGGAAGUUGCACUGCUAACCAUGCAUUAAUAGAUGGUAUCUUGAACAGAUGUAUAGUUAAUCUAAACCUUAACAAUGGACUACUGCCCAGAGGCAGGUGUUUUUCUAGUACAGCAAUUACCUUGAUGCAAUUUCUGUUUCUAAGUGGUGCAGCAAAAGAAACAUUACAGAUUUCAAAGGAGAGGCUGCUUUUCUAUUAUAAGAAAACUAAAUAUACUGAAGAUGGUCAAAUUGUCUUGGUGAACGUUUUCAGUUCACUGCACCAACUCUCAUAUGUUUACUGUAGUUGAAAGGAUGAUGUGGACUUACCAGCAGGUAACACCAUAACACAUCACAGCCCCCUGGAGGCAAGCAGGGCCUUGCUGUCUUCUGUGCAGUGCUGAAGCCCUCGCCCAGAGCUCUGAUGUCUGCAGGGUCUUUUAGAUGCCAGCUUGUGCAGAGCCACAAUUUCCCUGUAGAAAACAUCACUGUGAAACUAGGAGGAACUGAGGCUCAGCACAGCACUGCCCAAGUAGGCAGUCAGAGCACAUGGUGCUGCUUGCUGCCUUGCCCUUUCUUCUGCUGGGAAAUCAGAGCAGUUCUUGGCAUCUCAGAGAGCUGUACUGAGGCUUCCUCUCUGCCAGACGUGGGUUUCAGGAGUGGCAGGGCCUCUUGAAGGUAGAUCUGCAGGCUCUGAGAAUGGCGCACACAUCUGGACUGACAGAACCCUCUGUCUUUCCAGGCAUGAUAUUCUCAAGCAGCGUGAGAUAACCAGCAAAGGUCUGACCUUGCUUAUAUCAGUGUGAUUUGUUCAUGGGCUCCUAUUUCCUCAAGUUUCACAAGCUGAGUGUCUGUGAGUGCUGGAGCUGUCGGUGAGCUCAGAGUUAAAGCAGCCAGCUCCUCCUGACUGCUGUCGUAUAUACAGAAAGAUAAAUAAAACAGUGACACGAAGGUCAGUUCACACCCUGAGCAAGCUGGUAGAAGAGCCAGAAGAUAACAUAUGAGUGGAAGUCUGCUUAAAGAGGCUACAAACGGACAUUUCUGCAGCUUAGCUCUCCUGAUACCUCUUAGUGUCUAAUUUAUAUUUACUUAGCCUUCACUAAAUUUGUUUGCUUUUAAUUGGAUUCUGUUACAUGGAUUUGCAGCCCCAAUGUGAUUCUGUAUACCGUACCUUUGUUACCUGUGCUUUCAAGUUGUAACUGGAGUAAUUGGGCACAUACACGCCCAGCUAAAUCACCUUAAUUUAAGCUGUCUUCUGCUCCCUUAGGGGUGGGCGUCCCCUUGCAGGGCAGGAGGAAAGGCAGAGGAAGCAGGCAGGGCACAGGGUGGCUCCAAGGAAGGGAGCUGUGAGCUGCAGAAGCUGAGCAGCCUGCCCAGCUCUGCCACACCGCCUUCAGGUACAGGGGCUGCCAGUUUGGUUGGGCUCCUUUGCUGACAUGCAUACCACAGCAAUGCUGGAAUGAGAGCACGUUAGCUCAGUAGCUGGAAAUUAGGUUAUAUGUCCAAAUGUGUUUUGUCUCAGAUUUCUGCUGUCCCACUCUUGCGCUUCCAACUGUUUAUGGUGUCAGCAGCAUACGGCCCUGCUGCCAUUGCUCUGAGAGUUGUCUCUUUUGUACUGGAAGAUAGAGGGAGGAAUGGCUUUGAUUUUUUCUGUAUUGAAGGCUUUUUGGAUUAGAAGUGUUAUAUAGCUCCUCUUUGUUUUUUCAGAGUGAAAGAAUUGAAAAAGGCCAAGGAACUUGAAGAUAAGCAGCAGCAUCCCGUAGCAAUGUGACAUUGCUUCUCAG